Molecule: messenger RNA, 917 nt
Organism: Triticum dicoccoides
Lineage: Eukaryota; Viridiplantae; Streptophyta; Magnoliopsida; Poales; Poaceae
Product: probable WRKY transcription factor 75
Exons: 2
Coding region: 17-691 (224 amino acids)
Biological process (GO): regulation of DNA-templated transcription
Molecular function (GO): sequence-specific DNA binding; DNA-binding transcription factor activity
Source: RefSeq, a predicted model, not a curated record
CACGCGUAGCUUUGAGAUGGAUGGUCUCCACGGAGACGACGAGGCGCACACGUUCCCUCCCGUCCCCUACUUCUCGGCGCCGUCGACACCGCCGCCACUCGCGUCACCGCUGGCCUCAUCGUCGGACGGUCAGCACAGCCCGCUCGCCGCAGCGCUUCAGCAGCUGACUCCGCCGCCGUGGUCGUGUACUCCACCUGAUCUGACCCUUCAGUCGGGGAUGGGGGACGUGGACUGGUCGUCCCUGUUCAAGACGGGGCUGGUGGCUCCGCCGGAGCAGAAGGAGGAGGCCGUGCAGGCUGAUCAGAGUGGGGAGAACGACGGCGAGGCGGGUGGCAGUGGAAGUGGUAACAAGGAGAAGUCGAAGGCGAAGGGAAGCGCGGGGAGAUCGGGGAAGAAGAAGGCGAGCAAGCUGCGGUUCGCGUUCCAGACGAGGAGCGAGAACGAUAUCCUGGACGACGGCUACCGCUGGAGGAAGUACGGGCAGAAGGCCGUCAAGAACAGCUCCAACCCUAGGAGCUACUACCGGUGCACCCAUCCCACAUGCAACGUGAAGAAGCAGGUGCAGCGCCUGGCCAAGGACACGGCCAUCGUGGUGACCACGUACGAGGGUGUGCACAACCACCCGUGCGAGAAGCUCAUGGAGGCGCUCGGCCCCAUCCUGAAGCAGCUCCAGUUCCUCUCCCAAUUCUGAUCAUCACAACCACCCGUGCGAGAAGCUCAUGGAGGCGCUCGGCCCCAUCCUGAAGCAGCUCCAGUUCCUCUCCCAAUUCUGAUCAUCCGCAUCCGGCCGGCAAGCUUCCAUAAUAACCUAGUCAAGCCACAAAAAUACAUGUUUAAUACGUAUGUACCAGUUGCUGCCAACUUGUAGACUUGUAGGGGGGAGUAAAGGAGAAAAAAAAAAGUGCCUACUUCCUGAA